UACUUCCUCCCUUUAGUUUUUUUCUCUUUAACUGCUUUUUUUAUAUAUAUUUAUGAUGUUACAAGAAUUGUCUGAUUUAGACUUUGACGCUUAUUUUGAGGUCGCAAACUCAAAUCAGCAAAAUAAUAAUCGUGAUAUACUUUAUCAUGAAGACCAACAACAAAAUAGACAACAACAGAGUAGGCAAGAAGAUCAAAAUGAAUCUAAUAGUUCAAUGCUACCCUCAAUAAGCUCGCCUACAAACAAUAAUAACAAUAGAUAUUAUUCAUCCCCACUACAACAUAACACACAACAACAGCAAUCCAACUUUCUAUUCAAUUGGGGAUUACAACAACAACAACAACAGCAGAGACAAACUCAUAUUUCUCCUUCUAGUUCACCAUUGUCCUCUUCAGAUGGGUACACUUCUCAUUCUUUAUCACCCCCUAUGAGUAGUCCUCCUUUAUACUCUAUUAAUGCCAUCAAGGAUGAAGCCAAUAAAGCCUUGGCGGGCUUCUUUUCAAACAAUAAAAAAUGUCUGUACACUCUAAACCACGAUGUACCUGGCAUCAACAUACCAACAACGCCCAUGAACGAUAUAUCUCCUCAGCAAGCCAUGUCCACAACCCAUACUGAAUUGCCUUCUCCACCAUUAGAUGUACCAGUGGCGAAUUUUUCAUCCAUGAAUCAGUGGUGUCAAUUUAAAAGUCCUGUUCAUCCGUUGGAUGAAGAUGAAGAUGACAAAGAUGAUAAACACUGGCGCAAGACAACCCGACAGGCUACCAUACGCACCAUUAGUGAUCCUAAUCUGAUCCAUGCUCCUGGAAAACAGCUCAAGAAGGUGGCCCACAACGCCAUCGAACGUAGAUACCGAAACAAUAUCAACGACCGUAUCCGUGAGCUCAAGAACGUUGUUCCUGCCCUCUACAAGGCACGCGUUAGUUCAGGGUCCGCUCAUCACCAUGACAAAGACGAUGACAACAGUUCAACCGAUUCCGAAACGGAAAUUGUCGAUGGCGUUGAAGUUGCCAAGAAACUGAACAAGGCUACUAUUCUGCGCAAGGCAACCGAGUAUAUCCAGUUCCUCAAAACGUCCAAUGAACGUGUGGACAAGGAAAACCUCAUCCUUCAGCAAAUUAUCGCUCAGAUGCCUGGUGGUCAAGAAGUUCUCUCACGGUUCCUCUAUCAGAAGAGUGAAUUUGAAAAGGCUGAAAACGAACGUCUGGCUCGUGAGCGUCGUGAGGCUCAGGAACGUGAGCGAAUCGAACGACAAAAAUUGCUCCGUGAACGUGCUGCUCAACGUGCCGCCUUAGCUCAGCUCUUGCCUAAACCGGAAAGAAGACCCUAUCGCCGUCGUCAGUCAAAAAAGACAUCGUCCAAGAAAUCUUCCUCUUCUGAAGACGAGACAAGUCCAAAUAACAAAGUAUUUAUGGCUGCCUUCAUGUGCCUCGCAUUCUUUACUGCGGCCCCUUCUUCCAGCCCAAUCCCUCAUGAGCCUCAAGGCGGUUUUACUGAUUUUGGCAACACAAGUACCAGUAGCACCUAUUACAGAACCUUGUAUAACGCCACCUUUUUGGAUAUUUGGCCAAUAGCUCGUUAUGCCAUCUAUACCUUUGGCUUAUUUUAUCUUUUGUUACUUCCUCUUGCUCUUCGCUGGCUGCGCCCCCGUCCUGUCAAGAGACCCAAGAAGUGUCUUGACCACUGUCAUUAUGCAAGUGAAGUGCCUACUGCCUGGAGCCGUCUGUACAUCAACCUAGUCCAACUUGUCGGCAAGUCUUCCCCAACAAUUAUUCUCAAACAUCGAAAUGAUCUCCACUCUAUCCUACUUACCCUCGUGGAUAUAACGCGUGACCUCGUCUAUCUUUUGGUACCUCAGUUCAUGCUCCAGUUUCUUCACAGAAACUCCAAGCCCUCGGGUUGCCCUGAGGAGCUCUCUCGUAUCGGAGCCUGGAUCCGUUUGAACGAAGUCGAGUGUCUUGGAGGUAAUCCCGAUAUCUCUCGUCUCAGCAUGCUUCACUCCUCUCUUGGUAUGCUCGCUCAACUUCACAAAAUGAAGCGUGACAAGGACUAUGUUACCUACUGUGGCCACAACACCAUUGCUCGUGUUCAUGCCAGCAUUGCCCUCCAGCUCGAACUCUGUCUUCCCCCCUGGAUUGCUUCCCACGUUGUCCCCGCACAGUGGCAAAAGGUCAUUGACUGCUUAAACAGCAAAAAUGAAGAUGAGGUCAUCACUCACCAGUUUCUCACAUCCGAAUGUCAUACCCAAAUCCUCCACAUGCUGAACGCCCGUAACGGAUUUAACCACGGUGCCUACCUCUUCCCCGAAGACCCCACACAGUCUGGUAGCGACAAUUGCCGCAACGUGUUCUACUCCUUUGUCCUUCCGUAUGUUACUUCUCCCUUAGACCUGGUUCUUUACUGGCAGCAGCUCGCCCGUCUAGAGAACUGCUGGUUUGACUACCUUGAUGGUGUCCGCCCCGUCUUUUCUGAAAAGCAGCUCAACCAGGUUCUUUCUGUAUCGGCCACGACGACAGCCCCUGGUCACAUGCUUCAGUGGUGGGUUCGUGUCGGUCUUGCCCUUGAAUCACUUACCAAGGCCCAACAAGAGAAUAUGGACAUCUUGGCUGAAUACACACGGGCGAAAGGAGCAGCCAUCAACAGCCACCCAUCAUCCAACCUGCUACGAAGACACCAGAGCAUGAUCUGCCAUUUACUCGAAGCCGCCUGCGCUCUCGUCCAAAACACUCGCCUUGAGCGUGUGCCUAUGUUACUUGAACAAGCCUCCAAGGAUCACUUUGCGUCAUCCGAGUGUAUUCGCCAGAUUGCUUCGACUGAUUCGAUGCCAUCCAGCAACUAUGAGGCUUCUGUCCUUGUUCUGUCUACUUUGGCUGUUCACUUACGUACCUUGAAGGCUCUUAUCAUUCAUCAAAGCUUAACCUCAAGACGCCAAUCGAUUUCGGCUCCACCUUCGUUCUCGGCUAGUCAAGCAUCUACAUAUAUUGCUCAGUUACGAGAUCAAGUACUUCAAGAUUUAGAUUCUCCUUAUGCCAAGUCCUUGGCUGGAAAGUGUAGAAAACAUAUCCAGUCUUAUAUUUAUCAAGCAGACGAUACUCUUAGUCUGUAAACCAUUCUUAUAUUUUAUAUAUAUUCACAUCUAUUUAUUUCCUUCCUUUUUCUCUCUUAUUGUAAUAUAUUCUUUUUUCUUCUUCUUCUUUGAUUAUAUGUAUUUUUUCUAUAAAUAUCAACCUCUGACAGUUUAUUAA
Molecule: messenger RNA, 3242 nt
Organism: Rhizopus microsporus ATCC 52813
Lineage: Eukaryota; Fungi; Mucoromycota; Mucoromycetes; Mucorales; Rhizopodaceae
Exons: 4
Coding region: 53-3103 (1016 amino acids)
Molecular function (GO): protein dimerization activity
Source: RefSeq, a predicted model, not a curated record